Molecule: messenger RNA, 1017 nt
Organism: Naumovozyma castellii
Lineage: Eukaryota; Fungi; Ascomycota; Saccharomycetes; Saccharomycetales; Saccharomycetaceae
Exons: 1
Coding region: 1-1017 (338 amino acids)
Source: RefSeq, a predicted model, not a curated record
AUGGAAAGCAUAAUACUAAAAAGUCAUCCAUUCCCUCCCCAUAUUAAUAUCGGCUUAAUGAAUUCUCAACAUUCUGAAGAUUUAGCACAUCCGCAGAAUCACCGCCAUUCAUUUGAUGCUUCGAUAAUUGAUUCCUCAGCAUACAAGAAGAACCUAGAAGAUGCAUAUUCUCUUCCAAACUCCCCUGAGAAUGGGGGAAGAAGUGCGUUUAUUACUUUACCGCCAUGUUCAUCUCUGGUUCAUACUGGUCAAAAAAGUUCCAGAACAACCCCUGCUCCUCCACCAGCACCAACAGAAAAUAAGGCUAAAUACCCAGCACAACCACAAGGUGUACCACAAGGUGUAUCACAGGGAGCACCACAAAACUAUGAACUGCAAGUCUCGCAGCAAAACAAAUCACCCUUGCAGUAUCCCCAACAAACAAUUCCCCUAGCCGCUUACCCACAAUUUCAAAACCAACAAAUGUAUCCUCCAAACCAACAAUACCAUGCGACAGGGCUACCAAGCUACCCACCAAUUGUCUUUGGUCAAGUUUCUCCGCCUCAGGCAGCACCAAUGAUUGACCCCAGGCAAGGGCCAAACCAACCAUAUAUUCAAAUUUAUCCUCAACCUCAAACACAAAUGCCAAUGCAAUCUCAACCUAUAGUAUUCCCCAACAACAAUAACGUAAAAUUUCCACAAGACGGUUACGAUCCUCACCAAUUCCCAAAUUAUAACAUACUAAUGAACGAUGGAGUGGUAGAUUACCUCCAGCCACCAUCAAGAUCUGCCAUUCAGAAGAAUUUAAAUCUGGCUUCAAGGCUAAGGAAACAAUGUCCGGUCUGCGGUAAAAUUUGUUCCAGACCUUCCACUUUAAAGACACACUACCUUAUCCACACGGGAGAUACGCCAUUUAGAUGUCCCUGGAAAUCGUGCAAUAAGUCAUUUAACGUGAAAAGUAACAUGUUGAGACAUUUGAAAAGCCAUCAGAAAAAGGGGGCAAAAACGUAUGUAAUAAACGAACGGAAGCCAACUUAA